AUGGAGCUGCUGAUUAGGCAGAAGCUGUCUGAUGCUGAGAAUUACCAAGACACAGAAGCUUUACAAGGCACUUAUGAGCUGAUAAAAUCUGCUAGUGAAGGAAAAUCAGCCCUUGAUUCCUCAGAAAGUUUCUGCUCUGACUUGUAUGUUUUGUGUGCAGAACAAGCACUUCAGAUGGGGUUUCUGGAAAUGAGCAGUGAUUGUCUACAAAUGUAUUUUAAAGGAAGACCUCCAGAUAACCAGUUUUUGGGUAGAGCAUACUUGUGUCAGAGCCAAUUAUAUACUCCCGUGUCUACUGAUAACUUGGAACAAUUUGAAAAAUUUGUUACGAGCCUGGUGAAAGCAGUAGACUUUGCAUUAGGUGAUUCAAGGUACUAUUUUUUGAUAUAUAAUGCUUCAGUUAUUUACUGGAGGAUUAUAAGGCCAUUUUUAAAACCCGGGUUCCAGAAUUUUCUGAUUCCAGGCCUGUCUCGAAUUGUGUCUGCACUGCAUCAUGCUGAUGACCAAGACAAGGAUUGGACAGCAGAACUCAUGAUAGAGUUGCUGGAAUGUUUCCUGGAUGCUUCCAGAUUUGAGGAUGCCAAGACAUUUUUGUCUACUGCGGAAGAAUUCAUUAAACAAAAUGUUCCAGAGAGAUAUAAAACAAUACUUUCACUAAUGGUGCGUCACAAACUAGUAGACCCUGUAGAUCUAAAAGAUUAUAUUGAAGAUUCGGUCAAUCUGAUGAUCAUUUAUAAAAUCCAGACAAUUAAAGCAGAGUUGGAUGCCAAUGAGAUUCCAGAAGCCGCUGGUGCAGAGUUGACUCAUAUAUAUGACUUUUUGAAGGAGAAUAGAAAGAAACUAAGUGCUAAUGAAAAAUUUUCUUUGCUGAUGGAAUUGGCUCGUCUCUCUUUGAGAUUAGGCUGUGUACCUGUAGCAUUUUCAUGUCUAUCUGAUUUACAGAAGUUUAAGAUUAAAGACCAAGGAAAACAAAUUGAAUUAGAAUGCUUGGAAUGUGACUAUGAAGUUCAAAAACUUGGGGAUAAAAUUACAACUUAUUCUAAAAGUGUUGUUGAGGCUCAACUAAAAGUAAUACAGAAACUGGAUCUAAUUUUGAUUCGUGCAAUUCGUCUUAAAGAUUCAAAUGUUAUUCAGGCAGUCUGUGCUACUCAGUGGAAUCUCUGUUUACCAUUGCUGCAACACAACUUGCAACAACAUGUACGAAAAUCAUUGCUUGCUAUUGCUGAGAUCCUGGAAAAGAUUGACAGCAUGCUGGUUCUAUUACGAUGUCAAAUUCAUAUGGAAAUUGCUCACAUUGAAGAAAAGGGAGACAGAUUUGAGGCUGCCAUGGAACAUUUGCAAAAAGCCAUCUAUCUUGAUAACAACGGGCAGUAUAGUGAAUAUCUUAAAAUGACAUUCCAUCGACUUAAUUUAAACACCAUUUUAUACAAGUCCCCAGAACGUGCAGAAGACCAAGCAAGUUUGAUGGUUGAACAGGCGAAGAAAGGUACACCAAAAGAUAGUGUGAGGAAAAAAAGGUCUUUGUUGGUGAAUGCAGGCCUCGCACUGGCUCCUGAAGCAUUUCAAAUUGUCCUGGAUAGUGAAAACGAAGCUAAAGUUGCCUCAAGUAAAAGUAAGGGUCAAAUCAGUUACCUCUGUGCAAAAGCUGAGCAUCAUAGCAGAAGUGUGCAGAAAGCAGAAGGACACUUGAAGCGAAUGCGAAAUGAGAAUGACAAAGAAAGAAUCAGACUCUGGUCAGAAAUAGCAAAAACAGCACGGAAACAAAGUGUAUGGGAUGUGUGUCGAGCUGCAUGUAGAUUCUGUCUCUUAUAUGAUGAAAGCCAAAUGAAAAAGGAGUCAAAGCGCAAAAAAGUAGUCAAGAAGAAAAGUGUGACAGAGGAUGAGCCAGAAGAGAACAUACACGCAGAAUCACUCUUGCCCACUAAAGUAUUCUCUUUGGAAAGAGAUUUACUCAGAACAUUAGCAGAAAUAAGAUUCAUUAAUGCAGAGGCUACUGUUCAUUUGCUAAGAAUGGAAGGCAUCCAACUCAACGAUCGUGCUGUCCUCCCUGGAGAUGCAGGCCAGCACUCAACAGGACAUCCUGUGCAACUUGAACACGACUCAGAAUGGAUUACCUACAGCACUUGGAUCAAUGGCUUGUCUCAAUAUGCCAUGGAAAACUUUAUGCGUGCUGCCAGAAUUGGAGAAGAAUUAAAUGAAGCGUGGAUUGUACACAACGCUGUGGUAUAUGUUUUAAAUCACAAUAAGCAUCUGAUUGCUUCAGGAAGACAGAAAGAAAUUGUGGAUUCCCUGCAGAUUCUUUUUAGCACAAUUAAAAAUACUGGGCACUGUGGGAACACAACUCUUUUAGUGACCUUAUGUAAUGCUCUGGCUCGGGGCCUAAUUCUUCCUUGGAUUCCGAAACCAGUUUUGAAAACUGAUGAAAAGAAAGUUACGGAAGAAGGACCUACAAAACGUAAAAAGCUUCAAAAAGUACAUGAAAAAACAGUUGCCAUGUCAUCUUUGUCUGUGGAUUCAUCAGGGUUCCCUGACAUUAAAGCAGCCUUAGAGGUGUGUGAAUUUGCUAUGAAUUUGCCAAGUGGAAGUGAUGAACUGGUGCCUAUUGCUGUACGUCAACAGAUUUUUGCUACCUGGGUGAAAGCAAAACAGUUAGUUCAGCAUCACAUUGGGAGUCGGCAUGGAGCAGAAGAUGAGACUAAUGACGAAGGGCCAGGUUCCAUGACAAAACUUUUUAUUGGUCUGGAAAUGUAUUCAUGCAGUGGCUUGGGUCUCAUGGAGUUUACACUUCCCAAUUUGCCUCAGAUGUUCAAAAUGGCUUUGGAAUGCAAUUGGCCAGAUCCGCUUGUGGAACUUCAGACACUGACCAGACUUACACAUUUUGCACACACUGUCCAUGAACAUGAAUUAGUGAUGACAUGUUCUCAGAAGAUUUUGAAAUUAGGUGAUGAAUCACUGUACAACACAGAUGCCAAUAAACAAGGAAUGAAUGAUUACACGGUGAGACAAGAAAUGCUAAGUAUUGCUGCUUGUACGCGAGGGAAGAGUAUAAUGGAAAACUUGGCAGGAAAAAAACAAUUACGUUUAGUAGCAUCAAAAUCCUUUGUUAAAAGUGCAAGUUAUGCAGGAGCAGCAGGGAAUCUUGCUCUUGCAAUGAUAGCAAGUAGGCAUUUCUGGAACACAUGUUUACCUUUCAUUGGUUCUCCAAUAGACAGACAACAGCUUAAAAAGCCCACUGAAGUUAUUCUCAAAAACAUCAUUAAAGCAGCAGAAGCCAAAAAUAAGCAGGGAAAGGAAAGUUUGGUAUAUUUACAUCAGUGGCCUACAGCUGAAUUUCAAAGCAGCAGUUUGUCAGAUGGGCAUUUUUAUCCAGGUGCAGAUGAGGAUUUGACACUAAGGACAUUUCUGUAUGUGUUAUUAUUCCAAGUGUAUGCUGAUCAAAAUGAUUGGGAAGCCGGCCUUAAAGUGUUGGAUGAAGCUGUUCAGGUUCUCCCUCGAAGUAAACAGAGACUUCCAAUUUUUAAACAUAUGUUAUUGGUGAAGGCCAGACUUGGACGUAACUAUAUAAUGGAAAUUCAGAAAUUCAAAGAUGAAAGUGAGGACUACUUGUCCUAUAUGUGGCAUCGUUUGGCACUAGUGUCAUCAGACCUUGCAGGACAGUUGUCCUGUUACCAAAAUGGAAUUGAAGUUUUACAGAAAAGAGAAUUCGAAUUAAAGAAAGUUGAUAAUUUGCUAGAAUUUGCAGAAUGGCUGUACUGCAACCAGUUUCCUCUUAGUGGAGUCAUUAAGCACGUGGAUUGGGCCAUGGAUAUUUUGCUGCAUCUGAAACCUAUCACAAAGAACCUUGAUGGUGAAGGUACAAGUAACGAAAUUACAGUCGGAGAUUUAAGAAACAUAAAACAGUUAGAAGCUUUGAUUAGAGCUCAUACAUUAAUGGCUGUCAUUACUGGCCAUGGUUCACCUUCUCAUGAGCAGCACUGUUUGAUGGCGUACGCUUUUGUGAUUCGCAUAUGGCAGACUUCAUCAACAAGUCCUCCUAGAAAAGACAAACUCUCUAAAGAUGUCAAACAGGUGCAGUCACUCACAAAAGAGAAGCCUAAACGGAAAGGACCAAUAGAAGCUUUACCAGCAAGUGUGGAGGAAUGGGCUAGCUAUGACUGCCCAGAUGAAAUUAGGGAUGCUUUCAAACAGGACUCAAGUAGCUUUGCUCUGAGCAGCUGCAACAUCUUAGUUCCUGCACGUACCUUAUAUUACCUAGACCUGUUAGUUAAGGAGCUGCAGACAAUUUUGUGUAUUCACUUAACUCUUCCGGUUCUCCAUCUGGCUGAGGUGAUCGCUCAUGAUGUCAUAGAAAGCAAAAGUGUUUCAGAUCUCUACCAUCUUCGAAUCGCUGUUUUAUCCUUAGAUUUAAAAUUGUAUCAGGCAUCAAGUUAUCAUGAGAAGGCAGUGGGUGAAGUAUUCAUUAAUGAAGUAGAACAAGGAAGGUUCAGGCAAGAGAUUGCACUGAAAAAGGAGAAAGAAAUGCAGACUAAACAGGCAGAAAAUAAAUUAUUUGUCUGCACACAGCCAGUUGAUAUGGGUCAACGUAAAAAACUAGUUACAUCAAAAGAGCAGGUCUUGGAAGUAAAUAGUUUGACUGGCAAAGGCAUAAGUGGCCUUUCUUUUCCAUACUUGUGGAUGGACAAAGCUGAAGUCCUAAUCCAACUGUGCUUAUAUCAGCAAGCAAGACUUCUGCUUUCAGAAGCACACCAAGCAAUCCAGGAAAUGAAUAACCCAUGUGCUGUAUCACGGUGCCUUUAUCUUCUAGCUACACUAGCUAACUUGGAGAAGAACCAUGGGCAAUCGAAAGCCUUGCUUGAGAAGGCAGAGAUGAUAGGAGGAAAUGGGCAUUUUUGGUACAAUAGCAGCUUGUGUUUCACGGAUGCAAUUUUAGGGGAUGAUAAGGAAAGAAAAGAGAAAAUGAUGCAAUCUUGCCAACUUUUGCAAAAAACUGUAAAUUUCAUGAGACCAUUAAUGGUGGAGAGACCUAACAGAGCAACUGUUCUAGGUGUAGUAAUUGCACAUCUAGAAGCCAGGGAAGCAUACAUUCAGAUAGAUUUUGUCCAGGGUUUAAUCAAUACCAGUCGUCAGUCUCCUGAGUUGGGGAAUUUACUGGAACCCUAUGAUAAACUGAUACAGAUUGAGAAGGACUUCCUUCAUUAUCGAUAUAAAGACUGUAGUGCUGAGACCUUGAUGGCACGUGCAGAUAUUCACAGGAUGCUUGGUAAACAUGCAUCAUACACUAUAGAUAAGCAGAGUCAUUACCUAGAUGCAUACAGAUUAGCUGAAGAAGCAACAUCCCAAGUGGAAGAGCUUUUUCGGCACAUUAAUAAUUUACUUCCAAUUAAUGAGACUAGAAAUAUUAAUACUCCAUUGAUGAGAAGACUUGCUAGCAUGAAGUUGAGCCUUGUGGAGAUCCUGAUGGACAUUCUAGUUCUUAUGAACAUUGAGAAAAAAAAGAAAGAAGCAGGAGAAGGACAAAUUGAGCAAAUCAUUGAGGACUUUGUAAGAUUUACGCCAGAGCCUGGUACUGUGGAGCAGGCAUGGCUAACCUUAAGCCAUACUAUUGCCCAUAAUAUCCAGGCUCAACUAACAAGUCUGCAGACUCUGUAUAUGGGCUGUCUUGAUAUCAAAGCCAAAUACCUCCAUCUCAGUGGGAGAUUUCUGCGUUUACUUGCUGACCGAACUCAUCCCUUCUCUUCAGAUAUUCUCUGGUGUGAAAAUGCCAUGAGCAGACAGACUUGGACCCAGAAAUACCUUUAUCAGUCAAGUGAGAUUUUGCUACAGUGCAUUAAUGUAGCAAUUAAUAAUAACCUUCAUAACAUCCUGGCUGCUGCUAGUUUGGAAAUGGUGGAGUGCUUUGGAAAAUUUGACCCAGUUUCAGCAAGUCAGUUUUUGGCCCUUUAUCAGAGCUGUUUGGCGUCAGUGAUGAUAAAAAAUAUCCUGCUGUCAGCUUCCUGGAAUACCAGCAGUUCACAACUGUCAGCAAUGUUGCAUCUGCAGCACCAUCUUCAACAAAGAGGAGAUACAACAAGCAAUCUCCUAAAAAGUGUGGAGCAGAGGUUAGCUGCUAUCUCAAAGGCGUGGGGAAACCUCUGCAUUUCUACACAGCACUUUAAUAUAAUGAAUGAAUUGCCACCACAUUUUCACAUAAUCAUUCUCCAGCAUUCAGAAGACAGAUCUCUCCUGUAUGGUGCAGUUCUUGAGAAAGUAAAGUUGACCAAUCCAAAGGAGCUGAGAGAACAGAAGGACAAGGGUGGGCAGCAGAAGGACAAGGGUGGGCAGCAGAAGGAGAAGAGUGGGCAGCAGAAGGAAAAGAGUGGGCAGCAAAAGGAAAAGGGUGGGCAACAAAAAGGAAAACCUACUCAACCUACAUUACAGGCUAAAAUUGCACGGUCCUCUGUAAAUCCUGAAGCAUUCUUCAAUUUGUUGGAGAAGGUAAAGUUUUUCAAACAGAAGAUGAAGAGACUUCUGAAGAACAUAUCACCAGAAAAGCUCGAGGAAGACAAAAAUGAGUUACAACAAGGACAGGAGCCACACAGCAAAUUAGAUAUGAGUGUAGGAGAAGAAAAUGAAUAUUGUACAUCAGAAUUCCAGGCUAUAUUGAAAGAUAUGGAAGAAUAUCUGAACCCUGUAUUGUCACAGUUUGAUUUCUCUGAGCUGAGGCAGCGAAGUCCAGCAGUUUCUCCAACUGAAUCAGUAAAAUCUAAAACUGCUGAUUCAGUCAGGCCCAAAUCUGCAGACUCAGGAAAGUCCAAAACAGGCAAAGGUACAAAAGGUGACUCAGGGAAAAAUAAAGUAAAUGAGUCAGGGAAACAAAAACCCAAAAAUAAGGAGAAAAAUAUUACAACUCAAGCUGGUACUCCAGACAUGGGAGAGUGCAUGAUAAUACUGGCAGACAAAUAUCUUAUGGAGCUGCCUUUGGAAGCCCUGAGUAUUUUUCAAGAAGAGGCAAUAAGUUCUGUGUCCAGAGAUUUUUCUCUCCAACUUUUAUAUAACCGCAUACAUAAAGAAGAAUCAGAAAAUGAAACGAAAAAGGAUGCAAAGAGUGCAAAAGAGUCAAAACAAAAAGGUGAUCAUAAGAAGGGCAAGCUGUUUUCAGUUAACCGUGUUCUGCCACCCAACUGCAUUUCAGUGGAUAUACAUAAUGUUAAAUAUGUUGUUGAUCCAUAUAAUGAUGCAGGAGAAACAGAUCCAGAAAGCCCUAUACAAGUGUUUAAGUCAAUCCAAGACAGAUAUGAACAAUAUACACUACGCUGGGAUGGAAUUCUUGGUAUUACACACGUUCCAAGUCAAGCCGAAUGGGAACACUUAUUGAGUAACUGCAGUGCGUUUCUGUUCUCGGGAAUGGAAAGACUCUUCGCUCAUAUUUUUUUGGACAGACUGACUGCUAUGAACAUCCCAGAAUGUCAGAUCAUGAUACUUUUAGAUCUUGCGCAUACAGUAGAAAGCUCUGCACGGGUGUCAAAUCUUUAUGAAGAUAAAAGUUCUUUGCGCCUGUCUCUGGAGAUGCCAACUGAGACAGCGAUCAUUCUGAGCCUUAUUGGAGUGCAUGCCAUCAUAGCCAAUCAAUGGUGUACUACCACGGGAGAGAAUGCAGCAAGACUAGAAAGAUUGUGUGAGAAUUUGUUAAAAGUAGGCAAAACAACUGGACAGACUAUUCGUGUUCUUCAGAGGAGUAAGACCACCGUUGAAGAGUCACUUAAAGUGGAGUUUCCUGAAGACAAGAAAGAAGAACAGAUGGAAGCAAAAAGCCCUGAUAGGCUAAGCUGUCCUGUGAUUCAACCAUCAAAGUUUAAUACUGUUUUGUAUGGGCUGCCUAACAUGAUGUUUAUGUAA
Molecule: messenger RNA, 7875 nt
Organism: Gekko japonicus
Lineage: Eukaryota; Metazoa; Chordata; Lepidosauria; Squamata; Gekkonidae
Gene: CFAP46
Product: cilia and flagella associated protein 46
Biological process (GO): axoneme assembly; cilium movement involved in cell motility
Molecular function (GO): protein binding
Source: RefSeq, a predicted model, not a curated record